This is a messenger RNA of Anthonomus grandis grandis, 2465 nucleotides long. RefSeq names its product cleavage and polyadenylation specificity factor subunit 6 (gene Cpsf6). Gene Ontology annotation, cellular component: mRNA cleavage and polyadenylation specificity factor complex. The record is from RefSeq and is a predicted model, not a curated record. Gene Ontology annotation, molecular function: mRNA binding. Bases 46 to 2085 code for a protein of 679 amino acids. Gene Ontology annotation, biological process: mRNA alternative polyadenylation. Lineage: Eukaryota; Metazoa; Arthropoda; Insecta; Coleoptera; Curculionidae. The transcript has 8 exons.
GCGUAGCGGAUUUUCCAGCUGUCAACUCAGUUAUUCCGCUAACGCAUGCGUAUUACAACCGUCGCGCCGCUACUAUCGAGUAUCGGGUCUAACAGUGUAAAAAUGGCGGAAAACGAUAUAGAUCUUUACGCUGAUGAUAUUGAUCAAGAUUUUGCUCAAGAUGAAUAUACGGGAGAAAAUGUGGAUUUGUAUGAUGACGUUAUCGCCACAGCCACUGGAAACAAUUCUGAGAGUAAUGAUACAAAAUUUGAUGCUUCUGAAAGUACAAAUGGUACUGUAGUGCCUACUGUAACUCAUAAUACUUCAGGGAGGAGGCAUCAGUUAUAUGUUGGAAAUCUUACUUGGUGGACUACAGAUCAAGAUAUUGCAAAUGCUGUGCAUAGCAUUGGGGUCAAUGACUUCCAUGAAGUUAAAUUUUUCGAGCACAGACCCAAUGGACAAUCCAAAGGGUUUUGCGUCAUUUCUCUGGGCUCUGAAACUAGUAUGCGAAAAUGCCUGGAACUUUUGCCCAAGAAAGAGCUUAAUGGACAAAACCCACAUGUUACACCCACCACCAAACAGGCUUUAUCCAACUUUGAGGCCCAAUCAAAAACGCGCCCAUCGCCUACCAAUAACCAAAAUUCACGGCCUCCUCAUCCUGGCAACCAGAACCAUCAGGGUCCGAUGCAAAAUUUUCAAAACAGAAUGCCCAUGAAUCAAGGUCCUAUGAGAGGACCACCUAUGGGUCCACCUGGCAUGCCCGGAGGUCCAAGAAUGCAAGGCCCACCUGGCUACAAUGGUCCCCCAAAUAUGCAACAAGCACCACCCAGGUUCCAGGGACAACCCCAGUGGAAUGGCCCUCCAAGACCAAAUGGACCAGGACCCAACAUGGGUCCAAUGAGACCUGGUGGACCUCCACCUGGGCCUCAAGGACCACCACGACCGAUGUUUCAAGGACCUCCCCAAGGACAACCGCCUCGAAUGCCCCAACAAGGACCACCACAAGGUCCGCCCGGAAUGCGUCCGGACUGGAACCGGCCGCCUAUGCAACAAGGGUUCCCCCAAGGGCCACCCCCGAUGCAAGGCCCUCCUCGAGGACCACCUCCGAUGCAGGGACCUCCUGGAGUGGUUCCUCCGCCUGGUCCACCGCAGGGACCCGCGCCCCACGUCAAUCCUGCCUUCUUCCCGCCGACCGGUGGCCCUCCGCCGAUGCAAAUGGGCGGACCCGGGCCGGGGCCGGUGAUGCAACAAGGACCGCCGCACGGACCACCCCAUGGGCCACCGAUGGGACCGCAACAACCACCGCCCCACGGCCCUCACGGCUACGGCCCGCCAUCGAAUAUGUCGCAGCCUCCUUAUGGUGGGCCGCCGCCGGAUCAUAGACCUGACAUACCUCCUAUCAGUGAACAAGAAUUCGAGGAUAUUAUGUCAAGAAACAGGACUGUAUCGUCAUCGGCGAUCGCGCGUGCUGUAUCUGACGCAGCGGCCGGCGAAUACGCGAGCGCCAUCGAAACUUUGGUCACCGCCAUUUCGCUGAUUAAACAGUCAAAGGUUGCGAACGAUGACAGAUGCAAGAUCUUGAUCAGCUCAUUACAGGACACCUUAAGGGGGGUAGAGGACAAGAGUUACAGUUCUUCCCGUAGGGAUCGGUCCAGGUCCAGGGACAGGGCGCACAGGAGAGGAAGACGCGACAGAUCUUCGUCCAGAUAUCGUGAAAGAAGUAGGGAACGUGAACGUGACAGAGAUCGGGAGAGGGAACGCGAAAGGGACCGAUACUAUUCAGACAGUUACAGGGAGAGAGAUAGAGAAAGGGAGAGGUCCCGGAGCCGCGGCGAAAGAGAAAGAGUGGAUAGGGAACGCGAACGGGAUUAUAGAGAUCGCGAGACCGAGGAGGUGCGUGCGUCGAGGCCAAGGAACAAAUCUCCAGUGGAGGCGCCGGAAGCCAGCGGGGACGCGGCUUCCUCGAAAUCCCGCUACUAUGAGGAGCGCUCUUACAGGGACCGCGAGAGGGAAAGAGAACGAGAAUCCGGCCGGACCCGCGAAAACGAUAGAGACAGAGAACGGGAGAGAGACAGACGCGAGGAAUCUCACCGUUCCAGACACUAGCACUAAAAAAAACAUCUCUCGUCUCGUUCUUUUUCAUUCAAUUAUUUUCUUUUCAUUUUUUUUUCAUUUAACUAUCAAUAGUUAUGCAGUAAUUAAGAAUUUAUAUAAUAAUUAUGCUUAUUAUGUAUCUAAUCCAGUAAGAAUGGUUGUGCACCAUUGGUGUUUUAAAGUUUUUCAUUUAUGUUCGAGUUUAAACUUACUGGUGUAACUUGUAGUAGUCUUUUAAAUCAGAGUGCAACAAAUAUGCAUUUUAACAUUAGAUUUUAGUUGAAACCGUUCACCUAAAAAUUUUAGCAACUCGGAAAGCAGAUUGGAUUCCCCAUGAAGAAAGAAGAUUGAAAGAAGAAUGUAUGUUACGGAUUAAAAAUUAUUGCAAAAUA